AUGAACGCCAAGGUGCUGCGAUACUGCGCCUUUCCAGGUCUGCGCUACGUGCUCUGCGUCUUUGUCUCGCCUGACAUGGAAAUGCGCAGGUGCAAGCUUUUCUCGAGAACCAACAACGAGCUUGAAGGCGAGGCUCCAGGGCUUGUCAAACCUAUUCCGAUCACUGCCGCUACCCGUAUCGUGCUGGACGGUCGUCGGCUCUUGGCGCUGCCAGACGUAUUGGUCCUUUCCGAGCGCUUUCCCGCCGAGGUGUCUCUCAAUUUGCACUCGAUCUUGGAAGACGCCUUGCUCUACGAUGAGGAUUGA
Saprolegnia parasitica CBS 223.65 is the source of this 306-nucleotide messenger RNA. RefSeq lists its product as hypothetical. The coding region runs from base 1 to 306 and encodes 101 amino acids. Lineage: Eukaryota; Oomycota; Saprolegniomycetes; Saprolegniales; Saprolegniaceae. The record is from RefSeq and is a predicted model, not a curated record. The transcript has a single exon.